Molecule: messenger RNA, 611 nt
Organism: Helianthus annuus (common sunflower)
Lineage: Eukaryota; Viridiplantae; Streptophyta; Magnoliopsida; Asterales; Asteraceae
Product: photosystem II 10 kDa polypeptide, chloroplastic
Exons: 5
Coding region: 74-481 (135 amino acids)
Biological process (GO): photosynthesis
Cellular component (GO): thylakoid membrane; photosystem II oxygen evolving complex; photosystem II
Source: RefSeq, a predicted model, not a curated record
ACGAACAUCAUAUAUUAAUUAUGUGCAACAAUUCAAGAAACUUGUGAAGAUCAUCAGAGAUCAAGAAUUCAAGAUGGCAGCUACAGUCAUGUCUUCAUUGACCCUCAAGCCUUCUUCUCCAGCUGUUGAUGUGAAGGGGUUGCCUUCACUUCCUUCAAAAACCCCAUUUAGGGUUUACGCAAGUGGUGGCAAGAAGAUUAAAACUGACAAACCCUACGGAGUUAAUGGUGGAAUGGCAUUGAGGGAUGGCCUAGACGCAUCUGGAAGGAAGCCAAAGGGAAAGGGUGUUUACCAGUUUGUUGACAAAUAUGGUGCUAAUGUAGAUGGAUACAGUCCUAUCUACAAUGAAGAUGAAUGGUCUCCAAGUGGUGAUGUCUAUGUUGGUGGCACAACCGGUCUGUUGAUUUGGGCGGUUACCUUGGCCGGAAUUCUUGGAGGAGGUGCACUUCUGGUUUACAGCACAAGUGCUUUGGCACAAUAAAUGAAUCUUCAUCUUGUUACUACAAAGUAUGGUUGUUUAGACUAUCAUGUAAAAUACAAGAACAAACUAUCAACCAUGUACCACCUCUUUCUAUGCUAAUUAAGUAGAUAAUGUGCUUUUCUUUAUGCCA